ACAUAUUUGGCUGCUACACAUGUCGGAAAGAUACAUUUCAGCAUGGCUUUGGAGCACCUGGAGUUUUACCACUGAGCAGUUUUCUCAGCAGUUAAGGAGAAUAUCCGAACACUUUCUCUACAUUGUUGCGGCUACACGGUAAACGAACUCUGGGCAAACAUUUCUUUACGAGACGGCAUUGACCAUUACUUCUUGUAACCAAGUGACGGAGCUCUGACGCUCCAACGUGGCUCAGGACGGUUAACAGACUUUACAUACUUAAAAGAAAUAAUACAAUAGAUUUCACCGGAAGUGGCCAUAAUGUCAAAGGUGAACGCAAAGAAAAGACACUUUCCUGCUAAAACACAACGACCUACAUCUACAGAGAAAAACAACACAGCGAAAAGGAAAAGGAAAAACUGGAUGAAAGAGAAGUUUAAAAAGAUGAAGCCUCCACCCAAAAACCAAGAAAAGGCUAAAGUUCAACAAACAUUACCUCCAAAAGAUGUCCAGCUUUUUUCUGCUAACUGGAAAACAUUACAAGAGAUGAUAAAGGCCAGUGAACCGGAGAAGAAGCCGCCUGUGACACCAAAACAUCAGAACGGUGCUUUGCGAAAGAAGGAGGUUAAAGAAAAUUCUUCUAAAAAUAUUACCAAGAACAAUGUCUAUCCCGGGCGGACAGACACUGGGAAAAAAGUAAUACACAAAACUGUUCCUAACAGUGUUGUCCCCAAGGACUCUCAAGUGAAGUUAAUGGUUCCAGCUGUCGCAGAGACAAGACCGUCUGCUGCUCUAAAAAGGAAAAAGGACAGUGGAAAGUCAAACAGCGAGCAAGCAGUCAAGAAAAAGAAGUCUGUGGUUGAAGAGAAGAAACCUACAGAAGAGGACCUUUGGUUUGAUGAUGUGGACCCUGACGACAUUGAGGCGACAAUGGGAGUAGAGGCAGCGGAGAUCAUGAGGAAGAAGCAGGGCAUUCAGAAGAGCAAGGACACAGAGAGCGCCCUGGUCAAGGAGAAAGCCUUUGAGGGCCUCACCAGAGCCGUGGCCAUUGAUUGCGAGAUGGUGGGAGUCGGUCCUAAUGGAGAGGACAGCAUCUUGGCUCGUGUGUCCCUCGUGAACCAGUUUGGGAAAUGCAUCUAUGACAAAUAUGUGAAACCCACAGAGAAGGUGACCGACUACAGGACAGCCUUUAGUGGAAUCCGACCAGAGGACAUCAAAGACGGAGAGGAUGUACACACUGUGCAGAGGGAGGUUGGUGAGAUCCUGCAAGGCAGAAUAGUGGUUGGACAUGCUAUACACAAUGACUUAAAGAUUUUACUCUUGGAUCAUCCAAAAAAGAAAAUCCGGGACACUCAGAAGUACAAACCUUUUAAGAAGACUGUAAAGAGUGGUCGACCUUCGCUGAAACUCCUCUGUAGAGAAAUACUCAACGUUAAGGUCCAACAGGGUGAACAUUCAUCUGUCCAAGACGCACAGGCCACCAUGAGGCUCUACACACUGGUGAAAAAACAGUGGGAAGCAGAGAUUAAGGCCAGUCAGAAGAACAAACACUUAGACAAGAAGAGUGAGAGAAAGCCCAAGUUUCCCAAGAACAAGAACAAGGGCAAGAAUCUCAUGGGAUUAUGAAUUCAAUUGCGAGAGGACAGAUCGCCCCUGGAUCAGAGGUUUGGGUUUGUUUUGGAAGACAAAAACCACAGGCAGACUUGUUACAGAAGUAACAGAUGUUGAACACUUGUGCCAGUAUACAGUUGUGACACUCAUGAGCUUAUGUAAGAUCUAUCACAACAGCCCCUCAAAGUGAGGAAAACCAAACUAUUAAGAAUAGCAAAGAAAAUGAGUGUCUAUAAAAAGUGUUUUUAACAGGUGGUGAGAGGGGUUUUGUCAGCCUGAUAGGGCAUUGCAGGAUGUGAAAGACUUGAUUGUUUUUGCCAAUCAUUGCGCAAAACCCAGGAGUGACUCACACGGGAAUUAAAACAUCUGAGAAAGCACGGAGCCUUUCAGCCAGUUCCUUCUUGAAUAUUUCCCAAUAUGUUAUUCCCAGCAGUCGGAGGCAGGUGUUCAAAUCAUGGGCCAUCCAUGAGACUGCUCUUGAGAACUCAAAAUCAUUUGUCCACUGAAGGUGUUGUCAACGUAUUGUUUUUGCGUUAUGGUUCCAGUGUUAUAUAAAUAGUUUGUUUAGAUCAUUGCUCUCUCAUGACUUGGGUUGUAAUAAUUAUAUUACUGGUUGCCUUAAAAGUUGUAUGUUUUAAAAAGUAUGAAUAAAACGAGAGAAAUUCUUUCUAUGUA
Molecule: messenger RNA, 2265 nt
Organism: Siniperca chuatsi (mandarin fish)
Lineage: Eukaryota; Metazoa; Chordata; Actinopteri; Centrarchiformes; Sinipercidae
Gene: rexo4
Product: REX4 homolog, 3'-5' exonuclease
Exons: 8
Coding region: 301-1605 (434 amino acids)
Biological process (GO): DNA catabolic process; rRNA processing
Cellular component (GO): nucleus
Molecular function (GO): 3'-5' exonuclease activity; nucleic acid binding
Source: RefSeq, a predicted model, not a curated record